Onthophagus taurus is the source of this 2349-nucleotide messenger RNA. RefSeq names its product ASCIZ zinc finger protein (gene Asciz). Gene Ontology annotation, cellular component: nucleus. Gene Ontology annotation, biological process: positive regulation of transcription by RNA polymerase II. Lineage: Eukaryota; Metazoa; Arthropoda; Insecta; Coleoptera; Scarabaeidae. The record is from RefSeq and is a predicted model, not a curated record. Gene Ontology annotation, molecular function: DNA-binding transcription factor activity, RNA polymerase II-specific; transcription cis-regulatory region binding.
CGAUGUUUUUAAAGCUUUUUAAACUUAUAGGUUAGGUUACUCAAUUUAAUUCAAUGCAAUCGAAAAACGUAAUAUAUUGGAUUUAGAAUCUUUACAAGCGGCUCCAUCAUUAUGGCAAAAAUCCAUUAAAUAUAUUGUUGAUAAAAUUGUUAAUCCAGCUGGGGUUACAAUCAUAAUAAAUAAUAAAAAAAUAUAAGGAUAUUAGAAAGAAUUGGCAAACUGUGGUAUUUGUUGUAUUUAUGUUGCGUUAUUAGAUGUUUUAUCACAGAUAUAUUUAAAUCUGUCACAAGUGUUGGGCCAAAGAUGAAGCUGGAGAUUAAUAAUAUGAGAAAUAAGAGAAUAAACAAUAAUAUAUCAGUUUUGUUAGGAUCUGGAAAUUAUUUGGACGAUAUGACUUCUUUUAUGAAAGAUUUAAAAAAUGGUAGAUGUGUUAUCAGUUCACUCUGAGGAUAAGAAUCAAAUUGAUGUGGAUAAAUGUGUAAUUACACAGAGAAAAGAGCCACAAUAUGAAUUUGUUGAUUACUUGGUUAAGUAUUCUAUGCUUUUAGAGUAUAGACGAUAAUGCCAUCUUACGGUGGCUGGAUAAUACCAACAUAAACCAACCUAAAAAUUGUUAAAAAUGUCACCUUUGAGUGUGAGGUAAUUCGUACGAACUUCAAGAUGUAGUAUGAAAUGUCAAGUGAAUGUGGCGCAAAAUCGUUGUAGCCGUUUCCAGUUUAAACAAAAACAACCAACUAAAAUCAAAAUUAGUGUUGUAGAACGGAAUCGUCAACAUUUCCAAAAUAAAGAAGAAUCUCAUCAUCCGAAUAUCAAACUACAUAUUAUUCUUAAAACAUGGAACCGAUCAAAGUGUAUCCCACCGUUGAAGAAUUAAACAAAACGGGGAUUACCGCUAUUCAUUGUCCGGAACAAGGUUGUGUAAGCGUCUUUAAAUCCGAUUCGAAUUUGAAUUUACACCUGGCCAAAACCCACAAGAAAGCGGAUGUUUUAAAACGCGAAUCAGUACAGCGUGAGUAUCACUGUCCCGAAAUGAAAUGUGUCUAUCACAAAACCAAGUACUUCAAGUCGUUUAAGUUACUCAAACAGCAUUAUUUAAAAGUGCAUACAGAGAAAAUGUUUGAAUGUUGCAGUUGUAAUAUGAAAUUUCCAACUGUUACCGCUAGAAAUUUCCACUUGAAUUAUUGCGGAGUAAGUUUUAGCUGUUGUAAUUGUAACGCAUCAUAUCCUUCUUACGAAUCACUUAUGACCCAUGGUAGACGUAAAAAUCACAUAAUAUUAGAAAAAUCUGCUUAUAAAUGUAUUGAUCCCAUACAAAAAUCAUCAAGUACCACUUUAUUAAAUGAUGAUAAAAACACUAUCUCUCUGGUGAAAUCGAGUAGUUUACACGAUAUGAAUUCAAUUUCGAAAAAUACAAUUACAAUUGAACGGAGUAGUCAAACCGAUAUUUAUUCAAAGACUCGUCAGUUUAAAUCGCGUCAAGUUAAUCAACAAGAAACGCAAACGCACAAUAAUAAAUGUUUACUUACCGCUGAAACCCAAACGAUCGGCGAUUACAAUCGAAAUGUAAAAUUAGAACCAACCUCCAGCAAUGAAGACUUUUUCGAACGCAAAGAUAGUAAAACUCAAACUCAUCCCGUCGAUUCUACAACAAAAUCGUGUAACACCUCGUUUAAUUUGGAUGAUUUUAGUUUUUCUUAUGAACAAAGUAAUUCUGGUACCCAAACUACAGCUGUAAUGCCAUCGGAUUGCGAUCUUUUCCUCAUGCAAACUGAACCGUUUGCCGCCCAAAUUGGAAGCGAAUUUAUGCACUCUAGUUCACAAACGAGUUUUCAUGAAGAUUCGUUUGACUCUGAGAAUUAUUUCAAUUGCAGCGCUGAAACCCAAACCGAUUUUAUGUUGAUUUUAGAUCAAGAUUAUAGCAACAUGUGUACGCAAACGGGCGAUGAAGUUUUUAACGUUUUCAACGAAUUUAACAGUUCGCAUACCCAAACGGUUUUUGAGGACGUUUUGAGAUCCGUCGAGAGUCAAACGAUGAUGUCUACGCACAAUAAUAAACACGUUUUGUCUUGCCGCGAUAUGGCGCACAUGGAAACUCAAACUGACGAGUUCAAACAAAUGUUGGAAGAGAUCAAUGCCUGACUGUAAUGUUAUAUUUUUAGUUUUUUUUCUUUUUCGUCCUUUUAUUUAUAUUGGUGAGGAUACAAAUUUGGAGUAAAAAAUUUAUUGAUAAAACUUGAAUUGUAAUAAAUAAAGUUUCAAACCUGGUCUAUAUUAAUAUACAAUUUCUUAUUAUUAUUAAUAUUGUUGUAAUCAAGAAGAAAUAAAAUAAAACUAUUGCACAAUCGUUUA